Messenger RNA from Trypanosoma grayi, 13968 nucleotides. Its product is annotated as dynein heavy chain. Gene Ontology annotation, biological process: microtubule-based movement. Gene Ontology annotation, cellular component: dynein complex. Gene Ontology annotation, molecular function: ATP hydrolysis activity; minus-end-directed microtubule motor activity; ATP binding. Lineage: Eukaryota; Euglenozoa; Kinetoplastea; Trypanosomatida; Trypanosomatidae. The record is from RefSeq and is a predicted model, not a curated record. Bases 1 to 13968 code for a protein of 4655 amino acids. The transcript has a single exon.
AUGGCCAAGGGGGAAAAGGAGGAGGCACCCGUUGACAAGCGGGUGCAAUGGCUUGAGCAGCGCAUUAUUGCAGCUUUGAAGGCAAAACCGGUGGACACCAGAAAGCUCAUCGACAACGAGGAGAGUCGUGGUCAGAUCAAUGAAUUUCUUGACACAGCGGAUGCCCGUCAUCUGUAUGUAUACCAGUUGUCCAGUGGGAUGCUUGCUGCCCGGAUUGAACCACCGGAUGAACUGAAAAAGAAAGGAAUCUAUUUCACAAAGACAAAACGUGAGAGGGUCAGCGACGAUCAGCACAUGAAGGGAACCGUAGUGUUUGGUGACUUAUGUCCUGAUGCACUAUCUGGCCUUAAUGCUAUGACUCGAAACGUUUAUGCUCAGCUUAUUAAGCGUGAGAAGCGAAACGUCAGCCAGGUUCCAGAUGUUGCCGUCGCUGAACUCAUGGAUGAUACAAAUGGUUUGCUGGCGCAGAUGCUGGUGACCCUGGGUCUCAGUCAAGGGAAAACUCUCCUUCCCAUGCCACCGGUGCAGUUGCCUUCAAGAGUCAGUGAUGGCCCUUUUGAUGCGGAGUUCCUCUAUCAAUUGGAGAGCACCAUCAUAGCUUGGACUGCCCAGAUCCGUUCAGCUAUUGAGUCGUCUCCAGGUGAAAUGACAGAGGGUUCUGCAGGAAAGGGAUCUCUUCCCGGGCCGCUAGACGAAAUUGCCUUUUGGAAGAGUAAAGCAGACAAUCUAGCGAACCUUGAUGAACAGCUUUACUCUGUUAAGGCUCUAAAGAUUCUUGUGAUUCUGAAGAAAGCUGAGAGCAGCUACUAUGCCCCGUUUUCGCAGCUCAUGAAUGAGCUCAAAGAAGCCGCGACAGAAGCGAGGGACAACUACAGGUUUCUUAAACCGAUUGAACCGGAAUUUGAAGCCAUGUGUCCCUCCUUCUCUGGGCACAUAGAGUUUACACAAUUGGCUACAAGUGGAACCUUCAAGCGGCUCUUUCAUUAUUUGUAUCUCCUAUGGACUCAAUCAGGUUUCUACAAUACUUCUACACGGUUGGUUGUUCUUCUUCGUGAAAUGUGCAAUGAUCUCAUUGGUAUGGCAGCUGAGCAUGUGAACGUUGAAGAGUUUGCAAAGGGUUUUGAAAAAAAAGAUGCGAUUACCCGACUGGGAGAGACUCUAGCCAUUUGUGGUCAAUUUAAGGCAUCAUACUUCCAUUAUAAAUCAUAUGUAUCUACUGUGGCACGCCCUUGGAAAUUUCAAAAUGCAGCUUUCUUCUCCAGGCUUGAUGUGUUUCUGGAGCGUUGUCACGAUCUUUUGGAUAUUAUGGAAACCGCUGUGCUGUUUGACAAAAUGGAAAAUAUAAAAGUUGGAGGCGCAGAAAGUUUGUUGCACACAAAAGAAGCUGAAGAAAUUAAGACCGAAUUUGAUGAGGCACAUCUUAAGUUCUUUGGUGUUGAGUACAAUUUGUUAGACGUUGAUGAAACCCGAUUUGAUUCCGACUAUUCCAUUUUCCGAGCAAAGAUUCGAGAACUUGAACGUCGUCUCAGUGCUAUUCUUGUAACAACCGUCGAUGACGCAAAGGCUAUUUCAGAAGUUUUCAAAGCAGUGGACACAUUUGAUGGUUUCACCGAUCGUGCUGCCGUCCAACAGGAGUGGUCCAAAAAACAGAAGGCUGUUUUGGAUUGUUUCCAUCAAGAUCUUCUUACAGCACAGGAAGCUUUUUACCAAGGCGAUUCAGCGGGGUUCUAUCCAAACAUUCCACCUCUUGCGGCAGCUGUUGUACGAUGCAAUGCUUUGCUUGAUCGUAUUAAUGAGUCUCAUACCCGUGUCAGUGAACUUUCACCCGCGGUUCUCGAAAGUGAAUCCGGAAAAGAGACGAUGGAGUUGUAUGAGAAACUCAAGGGAAAUCUGGAGGAGACUAUUAGACAGAAGUACGAAGCUUGGUGUGCUGAUGUUGGCUCGAUCAGUGUGGAAAAGUUGAAGUUGCCCCUCUUGGAAAUGGGCCGCGGCAACAACCUGAAGGUCAAUUUUGACCCUGCCCUUGUGAAAACUCUUAGGGAGGUUUACUAUUUGGAGGUUAUGAAUUCUUUUGAUACUCGUGACCGUCAGAAACUUGACGUCCCUACCGAUGUUCAGGCUGUAUUUGAGAAGCGUGAAACAUACCGUUCGCAGACAAUGAAACUUGACUAUGUGUGCUCAACCUACAAUAAUUUCAUGAGCUCCUUACGUCAGGAGGAUGAACGCCCUCUUAUACAGGCAGAACUAGAUGCCUUUGAGCAUACAAUAACGCAAGGGAUGACCGAGGUGCGUUGGCACGAUGGAAAUGAAGUCGACUCCUUUAUUGAAGUAGCUUUACAAAAGGUGAAUGCUAUUGAUCGUGUUGUUACGACAUUUCAUGCAAACGUUCAGCACAUGGUGGACUCUCUGGAGGAAUACCGCAAAAAUGACAAGCUUCUGCCUCUUAACCGCACUGAAGGUGCGAAGACUAUGACGGAACAUGAGUUGAAAAAAUGUCUUGAAGAACACUCCAAAAAUCGUCACCGUGACAUAGCUGUGCGAGGGAAACAUAUCCACAAACUUCUCGAGGAGAGCUUUGAAGCCGUUAACCGACUAAAGGAUAGUGAAGGAUCCCCUCGUAUUACUGAGGAUAGUGAGGCAUGGGAGAAGUAUGUAAGGUACGUUGAUGGAGUUGUCAAGAAGGCAAUAAGCGAUGCUGUCAUUUACUCACUUACUUGCAUACGAAACCAGGUAGAUGCCGAAUGGAUCACCGAAAACGAAGGUAUACCGUUAGUUGAGGUGAGAUUGUGCCUUACUAGGCCAACAGCGGACACCCAGCCGUGCUCGCGGUAUGAGCCAUACAUUCAAGGUGUCCUAGAAGGGGAUGCGUCAGUACGAAAGCUCUUGUCCAACGCCAUGUUGAGUAUUGAAGCUGGUGCAGAUCUUAUUGAUCCCCUUGUUAGUGGUCGGAACUACACCACUGAAGUGGGAAAUAAUGAAGAAGUAAAGCGAUUGAAGGGGGAAAUUGAUGUUUUGUUGACUCAAAACUUUGAGGCGUGUGAAGAGUAUCGUCGUAACUUUGAUGAAUUCAAGCAUUUGUGGGAAACUGAUCGAAAGAAGGCGUUCACAGCAUUUUUAGAAAAGGACAAGAUCAUUAAUCGACGCACCAGCUACACUGAAGAGGACUUAUCAAAGGAAGCUCCACAAACUUCAAAGGAGUAUUUUGGUGUCAGUUUGCAGGAAUUUAACCGAGCUAUCACGGACUAUGAGCGUAUUGGCGCGAGAAUCAAUAGUGCUGAGGAAAGACGCAUAGAGAGUUUCGUUUCAAUUGAUGUGAAACCUCUUCGUGCGGCAUUGCGUGAUAUUUGUAAGAAGUGGAAGGAUAUGUACUCUGACUUUUUGAUGAACAAGAUUUCAACAGAUCUGGAGAAUCUAUAUGCGUUCAUGAAUGAUGCUGAUAAAGGACUUGAUGUUGAAGUGCUUGACGGCAAUGUUGAAUCACUUAAGUGUGUCAUGCGUUGGAUUAGAGAUUGCCGCAGAAAAAAUCAGGAGGUUAUGGGUAGUGAAGAAGAGAGAGAAGCUGGGGGUAUGUUUGCACCUAUUAAAGCUGCUAUUCGUAUGUUGAAGAGCCACGCAAACACCUCAUCCGCCUUGGAAGUGGAGUUGGCGAAGAUUGAGAAAUUGGAUGAAUUACGGAAGCCUGCUCCGGAGCAAUGGGUUGCUCUUAACAAGAAGGCUUUAAAUGUACGGGCACAAAAUUCCAUUGUGCAAGACAGAGAGGCCGAGAAAGUAAAGGAGGAAGUUUUACUUUUUGAAGAAAAACUCCGGCAAGAGGCCCAAACAUUCCGACAGAAACGUUUGUUUAGCUACGCCAUUGAUCGCAGUAUUGUUUAUGAUGAAAUGGACGAGGUUUACCUCCACUUCAUGGAAAUUGAGCACGAAGCAAAAGAACUCCAAAACCUACAGGAACUUUUCGACUUAACCCCCGCACAAUUUAAAGAAAUCCGUGAAUGUCGCCAUGAUUUGAUGAUGUUGAAACAGGUAUGGGACUUAAACGAGCACGUCAUGUCACAGUUCAGUGACUGGAUGAAGUCGACUUUUAAGAAUGCCGAUGUUUCGUUGUUUGAAGAUGAGUCCAAAAAACUUUCCAAGCAACUUCAGCAACAGCCGAUGAAGGUGAAGUCGUGGGAUUGUUUCAAGGGUGUGGAUGAGCAGGUGCGUAACAUGCGAACCUCCUUGCCGCUGUGUCAAUCGUUAAGUUCCCCAUCUAUGCGUCCUCGGCACUGGCAAUUUCUGGUGACAGCAACCAAACAACCCGGUAGUAUCGACCCUGAGGCGAGUGACUUUACCCUGGAGAAGCUGUUUUCUCUUGGUCUUCACAAGUUCUCUGAUGAAGUGGCAAACAUUGUUGAAAAGGCGGAUAAGGAACUGCGGAUUGAGACAAAUCUCAACAAAAUCAUUGAUAUUUGGGAGAAGAUGACCUUUACGUACACAAAAGAUGAAGGUCUCGACACCUACUUGCUGGGUUCGGUGGAUGACGUUGUGGAGCAGCUGGAGAAUGACAACAAUGCACUUUCCUCUAUGCUUUCAGAUCGUUUUGUGGAAUACUUUUAUGAAAAAGUAAUUCACUGGCAGAAAAAUCUUGGGACUGUUGACACUUGUACUGGGAAAUGGAUGGAAAUACAACGACAAUGGAUGAAUCUGUUUCCUAUUUUUGUUCGCUCCGCGGACAUUAAGGAACAACUUCCUCAAGAUGCCAAAAAUUUCGCUGAGGCGGAUCGAGUAUUUCGGAUUCUGAUGAGCAAGGCACACAAGUACACCAAUGUUAUUGAAGUUAUCUGCAGUGAUACCUUGAAGAAUGAAUUGGAGCGAAACGAGGAACUGGACCAAACAUUGAACUAUAUUCAAGAUAUUCUUGCUCAAUGUGAAAAGGCUCUGGCAGACUACUUGGAGACGAAGCGCAAAAUAUUUCCACGAUUCUUCUUUGUAUCUGCAACGGACUUGAUUGAUAUUCUUUCGAAGGGAUCUGAGCCUCGUGCAGUGAUGGUUCAUAUGAGCAAGAUUAUUGACGCUGUGGAUACAUUUUCGUUUGCAAACAAUCCCAACUCUGGGGCUGGACCAAAAGACACAUAUGAAAUGAUCUCUGUGCAGGGUGAGAAGGUGAGUCUUGCGGAGGAUUAUACGUGUGAUGGCCCAGUUGAACUGUGGCUUGAUGGUCUCAUUGGCGCUAUGAAGAAGGCUGUAAAGAAACAAAUCAGGGAGGCAAAUGCGAGUUAUAUUGAGAAACCACGAAAUGAAUGGAUUUAUCAGUAUCCUUGCCAGGCAAUUAUUGUUGCUUCACGUAUCUGGUUUACAACUGAAGUUCACCAGGCAUUUAUUCAAAUUGAGGAGGGUAAUGACAUGGGUAUGAAAGAUCUUUUGAAAAAUCAGAAGUCUCAACUUGAUAGUCUUAUCAAGGAGGUUCUAAUUGAUCGUACGUCCAAUGAGCGGAAAAUGCUUGUGCAUCUUAUUACCAUUGAUGUCCAUAAUCGUGAUAUUGUACAGGCUAUGGUGGAUGAACGUGUUGACGCCGUGGAUGCUUUCAGUUGGCAGUCACAAUUGCGCUAUUACUGGGAUGAAGCAAAGGGAAAUGAAAUCCGAAUUGCCGAUGCUGAAUUUAUUAAUGGAUACGAGUACAUUGGUCUUUGUGGUUGUCUUGUUAUUACCAAAUUGACAGACCGCUGCUACAUUACACUUACUCAAGCUCUUCGCCUGAAAAAGGGAGGAGCGCCUGCUGGACCUGCAGGAACUGGCAAAACUGAAACAACCAAGGACCUGGCGAGAAAUAUGGGUAUUGCAUGCUACGUGUUCAAUUGCUCUGAUCAAAUGAAUUACAUUACGCUGGGCCAGAUUUUCAAGGGACUCGCAAUGUCUGGAUCUUGGGGUUGCUUUGAUGAGUUCAACCGUAUUUCUAUUGAGGUGCUGUCUGUCGUUGCGACGCAAGUUGGGUCCAUCUUGAAUGCUCUUAAGGAGCAAAAACAAAGGUUCCGUUUUAUGGAUGAAGAGAUAUCUCUUAUUACGUCUGUUGGUAUGUGGAUUACCAUGAAUCCUGGUUAUGCUGGUCGUACUGAACUCCCCGAGAACAUCAAGUCGUUAUUCCGCCCCUGCGCUAUGGUUGUCCCCGAUCUCAAGAACAUCUGUGAAAUUAUGUUGGCUGCUGAAGGUUUUGGAGAUGCUAAGGAUCUUGCGCUCAAGUUUGUGACACUCUACAGAUUAAACAAGGAGCUUCUUUCUCCUCAAGACCAUUACGAUUGGGGUCUCCGUGCAGUAAAAUCUGUUCUGUAUAUUGCUGGUGCCCUGAAGCGAGGUGACCCAGACAUUCCGGAGCGUAAUGUACUCAUGCGUGCGUUGCGUGAUACCAACAUGGCAAAACUUAGCAAGGAUGAUGUAUACGUGUUCAUGGGACUUAUUCGUUCCCUAUUCCCAAAUUUAGAGGUUCCAAAGAAGGACAAGCCCGAACUUGUCGCCGCUUGUAAGGAAGUAUGCCGGGAGAAGGGUAAUCUCCCUGGUGAGAAUGACAUCUUUAUUCUAAAAUGUGUCCAGUACGAAGAGCUAUUGCAUGUUCGUCACUCUGUUUUUGUUUUGGGAGCCGCUGGAUGUGGUAAAACGGAAUGCUGGAAGUGUUUGCAAGGUGCACUUACCAAAUUGCACAAGGAUGAGUGGAAGGCUAAGGCGGUGUCAUCUUGUCUGAAUCCAAAGGCUAUUACCUCUAACGAAUUGUACGGAUACUUUACCCCCAAUAAGGAGUGGCGAGAUGGUAUCAUAUCUUGCAUAUUCCGUGAGUACGCAUUAGAGUCAAAAAAGAGACAGAACAUGAAGUGGAUUGUUCUGGACGGUAUCAUCGAUGCAGAGUGGAUUGAAUCAAUGAAUACUGUGAUGGAUGAUAACAAGAUGCUAACAUUAGUGUCGAACGAACGUAUUCCUUUGACAGACUCUAUGCGAAUGAUAUUCGAGGUGUCUCAUUUGCGUAACGCAUCACCAGCUACAGUUUCCCGUGCUGGCGUCGUCUUUAUCAAUGAGAGUGAUCUGGGUUGGGGCCCUUUUAAAGACAAGUGGAUUGCCACCCGAGACAAACGUGAAGGCACGAUACUUGAUAGUCUUUUCGACAAAUACGUUCCCUUCGUAUUCGAGUUUUGGAAACGUAGCAUGAAGCCUAUUGUCUCUCUUAUGGAUAUCAAUGUAGUGCAGACCAUUUGCUUUAUUGUGGAAGGUAUAUUCGCACAGCUGUCGCAAGAAGAACUAACGAAGCAUCCGAACCACUUUGAGGUGUAUGAAAAGUAUUUCGUUUUUGCAGUUAUUUGGGCCUUUGGUGGACCUUUGCCGGGCUCUGAUGGACGAAUAGAUGCAAGAAUGAACUUUUCAAAUCAAUGGAAAAAAGAAUUCCCGAAUAUGAAAAUUAGUGACACCGGAUCCGUAUUUGACUUCUACAUUGAUAAGAACAAGGACGAUAAUGGUGUGUAUCAGUACGAGUGGAAACCAUGGAGUGAUCUUGUUCAGCCAUACAUUCCGGACCCUGAUAAACAGCUCUCCUCUGUCUCAGUGCAAACUGCGGACAGUGUACGCAUGUCACAUCUUAUGAGUCUGUUAGUAGAUAACGCGAAAUCUGUCAUGCUUGUUGGAACAGCUGGUACCGGUAAAACAAAUUUGAUCAUGUCCAAAUUAAGAUCUCUGGACAAUGAACAUGUUUUGUUCCGUGUUAUAUCAUUCAACGCACGUACUUCUUCCAGUGGACUUCAGACUGUGAUGGAACAAUCACUGGAGAAACGUUCCGGUCGUACAUACGGUCCUUUCAACCGAAAGAAACUUGUGUUCUUCCUUGACGACAUGAACAUGCCUGCACCUGAUAAAUACGGAACGCAAGAGGCUAUUGCACUUCUUCAGCAGCAUGUUAACUACGGUUUCUGGUAUGAUCGUGUGAAGAUCAUUCAAAAAGAAGUUGUGGACCUACGUUACGUUGGUGCGAUGAACCCAAAAUCUGGUACUUUUACAGUAUUGGAUCGUCUCUUGCGCCACUUCGCUGUCUUCUCUACGAAUAUGCCGGAACGAGCGGAUUUGGUGAGUAUAUAUGGACAGAUUCUACAGGCGCAUACUAAGAAGUUCCAACGCGACAUCCGGGACGCAAUGACAACCCUUAUUACCAACGCUACCAUUGAAUUACACUAUUUGGUAUCCAAGCAGUUUUUCCCCACUGCCGUUAAGUUUCACUAUCAGUGGAAUAUGCGCGAGAUGUUUAACAUUUUCCAGGGACUUUGCAAAGCUCACCCCAAACUCCAUACCACGCCAAUGCAGUUUGCACGCCUUUGGGUUCAUGAAUGCAAUCGAACGUUCCGUGACCGAAUGGCAGAGGCAGAUGAUAUGAACCGCUUCGAUGCUGUUUUUCUGGAGGUGAUAAGCCGUGCUGGUUUUAGCGAUAUCAACCCGAAGGAACUGAUCCAAGAACCAUUAUUGUGGGGACCUUUCCAUACCACUCCAGAGGGUGAGGAGAAUGUUUACGAGGAAGUGACCGUUGAUAACGCGCAGUCAUUCCUUAUAAAGAAACUUGAAGAAUACAAUGAUAACUAUGCUCGAAUGGACCUCGUUUUAUUUAAUCAGGCAGUUGAACACUUAUGUCGCAUUUCACGUAUCACGUCUAAUCCACGUGGUAACGCCUUGCUUGUUGGUGUUGGCGGUUCUGGUAAACAGUCCCUUGCUCGUCUUGCAUCAUUUAUCAAUGGGCAUGAUGUCUUCCAAAUCCUUGUGACGAGCAGCUACGGUAUUACAGAAUUCCGUACUGACAUGCAAGAGUUAUAUCGCAAGUGUGGUCUGAAGGGGUACCCAUUCGCCUUUAUCAUCACCGAUACUCAAGUUGUGUCUCAGGAUAUGCUGGUCUACCUCAACGAUAUGCUUGCCAGUGGCAAUGUUCCCGAACUUUUCAACCAGGACGAGCGUGAUGGCAUAAUAGGUUCGAUCACCAAUGAAGUUAAGGCUUCUGGCUUUACGGAUUAUUCAAACCCGGAUGUCUGUUGGGAUUACUUCAUCAACAAGGUGAGGUCAAACCUUCAUAUUAUUCUGUGUUUCUCUCCAGUCAGUAAAAACUUCGCUAAGUGGUGCCGUCAGUUCCCUGCCCUUGCCAAUACUACUGUUAUAGAUUGGUUCUUACGUUGGCCAGAGCAGGCUCUUAAAUCGGUUGCAAAGCGGUUCUUAUCAGAAAUUGAGCUGGGUGGACCGAAAAUGACGAAGAACAUCGCUGAUUUCAUGGCAUCUUGCCAAGAGAAGGUUACUGAGACUUGUGAGGAGUAUUACCUUCAUGAAAAGCGACGUGCGUACACGACACCGAAGUCAUUUUUGGAACUUAUUGCCUUCUACAAGGAGCUUCUUACCAAGAAACGUGAUAACCUUAAUGAUAGGACGCACCGUUUGGUGAGUGGUAUAGAUAAAAUCAAGGAAGCUGGUGUCCAGGUUGCAGCAUUGCAAGAUGUCUUGCAGAGGGAAAGUAUAGAAGUCGAGGAGGCACGUCAAAAAACAGCAGCAUUAAUGGAAACCGUAGGGAGGGAAAAGGCUAUUGUGGAGGAACAGAGUGCCAUUGCAGCAAAAGAAGAGGAAAAAACAAACAAAAUUGUUGCAGAGGUAGAGACAUUUGAAAGCCAGUGCGCAGAAGAUUUAGCGAAGGCGAAACCUUUGGUGGAGGAGGCUCUUGCAGCGCUUGAUACGCUUGACAAAGCAUCCAUUUCAGAGUUAAAGAACUUAGGUAAACCCCCAGUCGAUGUACAAAUGGUUGCUAUAUGUGUGAAGGUACUUACGUCCAAUCCGCGUGCUAUUCCUUCAGUAAAGAACCGAACAUGGGCAGAGUGCAAAAAGAUGAUGAAUCAGGUUGAUCGUUUCCUGGCAGAGUUAAAGGGGUUUGACGUAAAUAAUAUUCCACAAGUGUGCAUUGAUCAGAUUCAAAUGUACAUCACAAACCCCGCCUUUGACCCUGAGAACAUCAAGACAAAAUCCUUUGCUGCGGCAGGCUUGUGCAAAUGGGCCGUUGGUAUUAACAAGUAUCACUUGGUGCGCUGCGAGGUACGACCCAAAGAAGAAAGACUUGCUGAAGCCCAAGAGCGUUUGCAUCAGAGUAAAACGGCGCUGAAGAAAAUCCAAGACAAAGUUGCAGAUCUUAAUGCCAAACUUGAAGCCCUGAUCUCACAGUACAACGAAGCAGUUGAAUCAGCUAAUGCCAUUGAGCGUAAGGCAAAAAAGACACAAUUAAAGAUGGAUCUUGCCCAACGUCUCGUUACUGGUCUAGCAGACGAAAGUGUACGCUGGGGUAACACCAUUCAAGAGCUCCGGAAUGCAAGCGAGCUUUUGGUUGGCGAUGUUCUUCUGGGUGCCUCUUUCGUUUCAUACAUUGGCCCAUUUUCAAAGGCUUUCCGUGAACGUAUUGUGACAGAAGAUUGGGUACCCAAGGUGAAGGAGUUGGGUAUUCCAAUGACGGAAAACCUUGAUAUUACGAUGAACGUCCUUACAACAGAAGCAGCAGUGGCCUCAUGGAACAACGAAGGUCUUCCUUCAGACAGAAUAUCAACAGAGAACGGUGCCCUUGUGACUAACUGCACUCGGUGGCCUUUACUUAUUGACCCCCAACUUCAGGGUAUCAAGUGGAUUCGCACACGUGAGGAAAAGAACGGACUAAAGGUGAUUCAAACAUCACAAAAAACAUGGCAACGCACUCUUCAGUCGUGUAUUGAGGAAGGACUUCCUUGUCUUAUUGAGUCUGUGGGUGAAUUCAUUGAACCAGUGCUAGAUGGUGUUCUGAGUCGGCAGACUUUUAAAAAAGGUGGGCGUUUGUUCAUUAAGCUUGGUGCGACGGAAGUGGAGUACAACCUCAAAUUCCGUUUGUUCCUGCAGACGAAGAUUGGUAACCCUUCAUAUGGCCCCGAGGUAAAUGCCCAAACAACUCUUAUCAACUUUAUGGUGACAGAGGUUGGUUUGGAGGAUCAACUCCUUGCGGUCGUUGUGAACCAAGAACGUCCAGACCUUGAGAAAAAGCGGGGUACACUUCUUCGCCAGAUGAAUACUAUGACAAUCGAACUUCAAAAGUGUGAGGAUGGUCUCCUGUAUGAACUGACAAAUGCCACAGGUGACAUUUUAGAAAAUGUUGCAUUGAUCGAAAACCUUGAAAACACAAAAAAGAAGGCAAAAGAAAUCAACAUUUCUUUUGCCCAGGCGGUAGCCACUCAGAAAGAUAUUGCUCAAAGUCGUCUUACAUAUACCAAAGUUGCCGUGCGUGGUUCAUUGCUAUUUUUCCAGAUUGAUCAACUGUGGAGGAUUGACCAUAUGUACCAGUACUCUCUGGAGGCAUUUAUGGUUGUGUUCAACAAGGCCCUUCUGAAGGCGGCGCAGCCGGAAGACAAGAAGGAUGUUGCGAAACGGGUGGAAAACGUUCUUCAAUCUAUCAUGGAAACCGUAUUUGCAUACGUCUCUCGUGGUCUUUUUGAGCGACACAAACUAAUUUUGUCAAGUCUGUUGACUUUCGCAAUCCUACAACGAAAAGGUGAAAUUGACGCUAAACAGCUGGAUUUCUUGUUGAGAGGAAAGAAAAAAUUGGGCGUGCCACGCCCUGAAACUGUUGUGGAGUGGUGUCCUGAACCGAACUGGGCUGCAGCACAAGCUCUUGCCGACGUCGAGGGAUCGACACCACCUUUCAGUCUUUUGCCAAGCGAUAUGUCAGAGAAUAAUCGCUGGAGACAAUGGACUGAGACAGAAAAGCCUGAGUUGGAGAAAAUGCCAACUGAGUGGAAAAACUUGUCGCAGUUUGAACGUCUUUUGGUGUUACGCUGCUUGCGCCCUGAUCGUCUUACAGCUGCCUUGGAAACAUUUGUAUGCGAUAGCAUUGGUCGUUUCUUUGUAUCUGACCAGGCCGUUGAUAUUUCUGCGUCGAUCAAGGAGUCAACGACGACAACACCGCUUUUCUUCAUUUUGUCACCUGGUGUGGAUCCUGUACGUGCUGUGGAGGAGGCAGGUCGGAAACUGGGCUUUACAUACGACAAUGAGCGUUUGUACAAUGUUUCACUUGGUCAAGGCCAAGAAAUCGUCGCUGAUCGCGCCCUUGAGAAAUGCUUCCUGCAUGGUGGCUGGGCGCUCUUGAACAACAUUCAUCUUGUGCAGAAGUGGCUCCGAAGCUUGGAACGACGACUCGACAACUACGCUGAGAUUUACACCCGCGUGGCACAGUUGAGGAAAGAGCGUGAUGAAAAACGAGCAGCAGCCAAGAAGGUUGCAGAGAAUUCAAAAGACAACAGCAAGGAUGACAAUGAAGAUGGUCCUGAAAGUGCGAAUGAAGGUUUAUCAGCAGAUGUCUCGCAGGCUCUUGACGCGACCACAGGAGGAACAGAGGGAGAAACGAGUUCUGCUGAACCCGCAGCAGGAGGAGAUGCAGAGGAAGAAAUGAGUGAUGACGAUAUUCCCUUUGAAGGCCCAAGGGGACAUCCGGACUUCCGCGUGUUCUUGAGCGCCGAGCCUUCCAACGUCAUUCCAAUUGGAGUCCUUCAGCGCUCGAUCAAGCUCACAUCUGAACCGCCAACUGGAAUUCGUUCUAAUAUUAUUCGUGUGAUGACCAACUUUAGCGAUGAGCCGUGGGAACGGAGUGCGAAGCCAACAGAGUUCCGCUGCAUUAUGUUUUCCAUGUGCUUCUUCCACGCCGUGGUCGUGGAACGCAAAAAGUUUGGCCCCCAGGGAUGGAACAGGGUCUACCCCUUUAACGCAGGUGACUUGACUACUUGUAUGGAAGUGGCAGCAAAUUAUAUUGAGGAUCGGCCGAAGGUUCCAUGGGAAGACUUACGCUAUGUAUUUGGUGAAAUUAUGUACGGUGGUCACAUUACGGAUGACUGGGACCGCGUAUUGUGUAUGGCGUACCUUCGAACAUUUAUUGUACCGGAGUGCUGCGAUCACCUUCAACUGGCGCCUGGACUUGACGUACCUCCUCCGAUGACUUACAACGAGUACAUGGAUUGGCUGACGAACUCCGAAGAUUUUCCACAGGAGUCACCCCUUCUUUUCGGCCUUCAUCCGAAUGCGGAGAUUAACUACCGUACUGUUCAAGCAGAUGUGCUCUUCCGUACCAUCAAUGAGCUACAGCCAAAACAGCACACUGGAGGAGAUAUGCUUAGCCCACAAGAUAUUGUGCAGCAGAAGAUUGAUGAGCUUCGAGAACGUCUUCCUGAGCCGCAUAAUCUACAAGACUUGUCGGAACGUCUUGAGGAUGAACGAACACCACAGCAGCAUGUGUUCUAUCAGGAGUGCGAACGCAUGAAUCUUCUUACUAGCGUUCUGAAAGGAACGCUUGAAGAGCUGGAUCUUGGCCUCAAGGGAGCACUCUCUAUGACAGCGGCGAUGCAGACGUUGUUUGACGAAAUCUUUCUUGAUAAACUUCCAGCUGUGUGGGAAAAGGUUUCCUUUUUGUCCUUGCGUGCGCUGGGGUCAUGGAUGGAAAAUUUCCUCUUCCGCAACGAUCAGUUGGUGAACUGGAGUGGUGAGCUUCAGACCCCAAAGGUAACCAACAUUGCCCUUUUCUUCAAUCCAAUGUCGUUCCUCACGGCUAUUAUGCAAACGACUUCCAUCACCAACAGUUUUGAUCUCGAUCAAAUGUCGCUGGUGAUUGAUGUGUUGAAAAAGUCUGCCGAUCAGAUUGAGACAAGUGCCCGAGACGGUUGCCAUGUCUCUGGCCUUUCCAUGGAAGGCGCCCGUUGGGAUUCCGGGGCUGCCUGCAUUGAGGCUAGCAGGAUGAAAGAACUCUAUCCAAAAAUGCCAAUCAUGACAGUGCGUUCGUUGCCGCUUUCAAAGAUUGAUCGCCGCGACCAAUACGAGUGUCCAGUGUACAAGACUCAGCAGCGUGGGCCUGGUUUCGUUGUCGGCUUCUGGCUCAAGACCAAGCAGCCUGCAAAGAGGUGGACAAUUGCUGGUGUUGGUCUUAUUCUUGAUGUUGUGGAGUAA